AUGGAAGGUCCGAGUCGAAGCAGUGGGUUCAGACAGAGCCGACGCUCCCGUUCUCAACGAGACCGAGAGCGGCGCAGGAGAAGAGUAGACCUUGCUGAGCAGCGGGCCACAUCUGCCUCCUCGGGCUCGGAAAAGGAGCUUUGCGGGCCAGGAUCUGUACUCGGUCCUGGAGGUAGAGAAUGUCGACCAGGGUUCCCCGGCCCCAGACACAGGCCUCCUCGGCGGAGGAAGCGAGAGUCUGUGUACUGCGAGGAGGACAUCAUCGAUGGCUUCUCAAUUGCCAGCUUCAUCAGCUUUGAGGCCCUGGAGGUAAGAGUCUGUCUUUCCUUAUGUGAGCACAAUACUCAGAUAUGAUGGACUUUACAUAUUAUUAAACCGUAUGUAAAUAACAUUUGUCAAUGGUCUCCACAGAAGUGAAUUGUCUUCUCUCAAUCUCUUUAAUUUAAACCCCCUAGAGUCGACUUCCGCGGCCCAGCGUACAUCUAAUUAGCAUAAUAAAAACAUUCCCAUCGAAAUCAGUUAGAUCUGUUUUUUUGCAUUGGAUGCUUCUCUCUUAAUCAACCACAUCUGCCGAUAUCGCACUUCCCCAUCUGCGGUGAAGGUGGCAGAGCUAGAGCGUGUUUGUCAGACCAUGAGACAUCCCGAAAAUCGUUCUCACGAAAACCUCUGUAGCGUCCAAACGGUUUGGCCUACAAACAAUUAUGACCCCUCUAUGGAAAGAUGAGACUCACGACCCCGAUUGUGUUCAAGCGAGUUGUGACUCAUCUGAAGUCGUUAAAGCCAAUCUGCCAACUUCUGUCUGUAGCUUCCGAACAGUUUGGGCUACUGGUGAACACAUACCUACAUGUAGUUUUGCUCUAGGAUGCUCACAAGACUCAUCUGAAGGUCCUCUUACCAGUUUUUAAAAAAUGAAAGUGUGUAUAUAUGGAGAUUGUUUACUGCCAGAAAUAAGGGGUCAAAUACAUGUAAAAAAAAAAAAAAAAAAAAAUACUUUCCUGAUCUUUCUUAUCUCUCAGAUAUAGGACAGACACUUAAGAACAAACUUCCUUUUAGAUUUUUUUGUUUUGUUACUAUCUGUUGGUCAAUGUAGUGAAUCUGUUUAGCAAUGCGUUUGUAUGGGCUAAUAGCAGUAAGGCCAAAUAUAUUUUUUUGUUACAUCAAGGGGUCUUACAAUUCAAAAUCAAAUAGCUAAAUGAUCCUUGGUAUGACUUUCUUUAAAACAAUUCCAUAUACAGUGCAUUUGGAAAGACUACAGAUCCCUUGACCUUUCCACAUUUUGUUACAUUACAGCCUUAUUCUAAAAUGAUGCAUUUUUAUUUAAUCCAAUCUACACACAAAACCCCAUAAGGACAAAGCGAAAACAAGUUUUGACAUUUUUGUAAAUGGGUAAAAAAUAACACAUACCUUAUUUACAUAAGUAUUCAGACCCUUUGCUAUGAUACUCGAAAUUGAGCUCAGGUGCAUCCUGUUUCAAUUGAUCAUCCUUGAUGUUUCUACAACUUGAUUGGAGUCCACCUGUAGUAAAUUCAAUUGAUUGGACAUGAUUUGGAAAGGCACACACCUGUCUAUAUAAGGUCCCACAGUUGACAAUGCAUGUCAGAGCAAAAACCAAGCCAUGAGGUCGAUGGAAUUGUCCGUAGAUUGUGUCGAGGCACAGAUCUGGGGAAGGGUACCAAAAAAUGUCUGCAGCAUUGAAGGUCCCCAAGAACACAGUGGCCUCCAUCAUUCUUAAAUGGAAGAAGUUUGGAACCACCAAGACUCUUCCUAGAGCUGGCCGCCUGGCCAAACUGAGCAAUCGGGGGAGAAGGGCCUUGGUCAGGGAGGUGACCAAUAACCCGAUGGUCACUCUGACAGAGCUCCAGAGUUCCUCUGUGGAGAUGGGAGAACCUUCCAGAAGGACAACCAUCUCUGCAGCACCCACCAAUCAGGCCUUUAUGGUAGUGGCCAGACGGAAGCCACUCCCAGUAAAAGGCACAUGACAGCCUGCUCAGGACCUAAGACUGGGAUGAAGGUUCACCUUCCAACAGGACAAUGACCCUAAGCACACAGCCAAGACAACGCAGGAGUGGCUUCGGGACAAGUCUCUGAAUGUCCUUGAGUGGCCCAGCCAGAGCCCGGACUUUAACAGAGCUUGAGAGGAUCUGCAGAAAAGAACGGGAGAAGAUCUCCAAAUACAGGUGUGCCAAGCUUGUAGCGUCAUACCCAAGAAGAUUCGAGGCUGUAAUCGCUGCCAAAGGUCCUUCAACAAAGAACUGAGUGAAGGGUCUGAAUACUUAUUUAAAUGUGAUAUUUCCAAUUUAUUUUUUUAUACAUUUGCUAAAAUAUGCUUUGUCAUUAUGGGUAUUGUGUGUAGAUUGAUGAGAGAGAUCCAUUUUAGAAUAAGGCUGCAACGUAACAAAAUGUGGAAAAAGUUAAGGGGCCUGAAUACUUUCCGAAUGCGCUGUAGUUUAGACAGGGCUUAGACUGUAGAGGCUUAAAAGGACAAGUCCCACCUUGGAACUAUUUUGGUUAUCAUCUCCUCACACCGCCAGGUGUGAAUCAGUUGUGGCUUGAGUUUCCUACAAUUCACAGGUCAUUUACACUUUGAACACUUAAGAGAAAUCAAAUCAACAACCACAAUUAAAGGAAUCAGACACAAUGAUCUUUUAUGAUGUGUUUCUUAACAACCUUAAUUAUUUGUGUACCAAGCACCCAGUGUCGAUACAAAUAGCCUAUGUUUAUUAAUCUGCUUGUCGUUAGACCAACAAUUCCUGUCAGUUAAGUUGAAACACCACACAAUCCAGUAUUUCAGGAUUAGAAUUUGAUAUAGCAUGCGCUGAGUUAAAUGGCACCAAUCCAGUAUCCAUGCACUGACUCAUAUUUAGACAAAUCCUUCAAAGCUGAGUUUCUAAAACAUGCAAUGUCAUUGUAACAGGAAUUUAUUGACCAAUCUGAAAUUGUCAGAUUAAGUCAUCACUGACUGCUAUUCACCCCCCCCCCCCCCCCCCCAAAAAAAAAUGUCUCCAUCCACUUUUCUUAGUCAAGGCUUCCUCAUUUGUUUUUUGGCCAAUUCAAUUUCAGCGAAACCAGUGUGGGAAAUUCGGGGAAAUAAUAGGGAGUCAAUCAUCACAUUGUCAUAGUUUCAGUGAACCUAAUUGUUUUGUACUGCUUGUUUAACACUGGGAUGCAUCUUCUCUCCAGAUGGACUGCUCCAUGAAGCCUACCCAGCAUGCCGCCAUGCUCAUGGGAAGGGGGAGGAAGAGGAAGAGGGGCCCGGAGGAGAAUGGCAAAGGGCCCCUCUCAGAGCCCGAGGAAGGGGCCCCACCUAGCUUCUCCCGCAGCUGUUGUAAUAGGAAUAGAAAGAAGAGAAGAAAGACUGAGGUAAAGGUGUGCCGCAAGAGAUACACAGGUGUUGUAUGUAGUUGUCAUCUCACAUUUGGGUUUAAAAGUCGCUCAUUCAAACGCUGCAUUUGCAUGUCUGGUCUGGAUGCUAUUGUGACAUGUUUGUCUUGUUUGUGGGAACUAGCUGGCCUGUCUAGCUCAAAUAUUCAGACUGAAGUCAUAAAUGUGUAAUGGCCUAGUGAGAGCACUAGCAGGCUACACACACCUGUUGUUGAAGAGUAACACUUACUAGUGACACAUUGUAGCAUCCUGUCCGCUGAGCUUGUGAUGAAUCGAUGGGGAUUUAUUAACUUGAGGUCAGACAGACGUGAGGAUAAUUUCAAGUUGCUAAAUACCAUAUCGCUGGGUAAGCUAUAUCUAGAGUACUGCUCUUUGACACCAGAUUUUCAGGUGGUAUGCAUCCCAACCUAGUGACCGUUAGCCUACACAGCAAGUAUAAUUUGGAAAUUCAAGGGUGUUGUCGAUUUUAUUUUAGUACUGAAAUAGAUGAAAUACCCAAAGAAACAUUGGCUUUAACAAUAUGAAAGAAAGAAUAGCAACUCAGUAAACCCAUCUACGAAGUUGAAGCCAAGUGCCCUGCUCAAAACUACAAGGCUGAGAGUUGCGGAAGAAAUACAAAGUGAUCCUGGAUAUGCUUUGACAUCUGAACUUUGAAAGGAUACAGAUAAUGGCUAACCUGCAUGUAAUUUCCCACCUGCUCUGCCUAAGGUUUGGGCCAACAUUUGCAUUUACAGUGCCUUGCAAAAGUAUUCAGACCCCUUAUUGUGUUACAGUGGGAUUAAAAUUGAUUUAAUUGUAAUUUUGUCAAAAAUCUAUGCAAAAUACUCUGUCAAAGUGGAAGAUGUUUUUUAUUUAUUUAACGAUAAAUGAAUAACUAAAGUAGUCAUAGCGUACGUAUUCAGCCCCAACUAGGCAGGUCAGUUAAGAAAAAAAUCUUAUUUACAAUGACGGCCUACCCCGGCCAAACCCGGACGACGCUGGGCCAAUUGUGCGCCGCCCUAUGAAUUAAAUUUAGGCAGAUUGCAUAAAUGACAUGGAAAUAAUAGGGGUUGUCAUGAUUUCUGAGUGACUAACCCUUCCUCUGGCCCCCAUACGUACAACGUCUGUAAGGUCCCUCAAUCAAGUAUUGAAUUUCAAGCACAAAUCAAAGUUUAUUGGUCGUGUACACAGAUUUGCAGAUGUUAUCGCAGGUGCAGCGAAAUGCUUGCGUUUCUAGCUCCAACAGUGCAAUAAUACUGAGCAAUAAUUUAAAUUAAAAAAAUACACACAAACCAUAAAAAUAAAAGUUAUAUAUUGGAUGAGCCAUGACUAGACUACAGUGUAUAUACAUAUAAAGUGGGUGAAACGGUAUGUAAACAUUAUUAAAGUGACCAGUGUUCAAUGACUAUGUACAUAGGGCAGCAGUCUCUAAGGUGCAGGGUAGAGUACUGGGUGGUAGCUGGCUAGAACAGUGACUAAGGUUCAGGGCAGGGUACUGGGUGGAGGCCGGCUAGUGGUGACUGUUUAACAGUCUGAUAGCCUGGAGAUUGAAGCUGUUUCUCAGUCUCUCGGUCCCAGCUUUGAUGCACCUCUACUGUCUCCGCCUUCUAGAUGGUAGCAUGCCGUGGCUAAAAUCCUUGAUGAUCUUCUUGGCCUUCCUGUGACACCGGGUGCUGUAGAUGUUCUGGAGGGUAGGCAGUGUGCCCCCGGUGUUGCGUUGGGCCCUCAUCAAUCUACACACAAUACCCCAUAAUGACGAAGCAAAAACAGGUUUUUAGAAAUUUUAGCAAAUUUAUAUAAAAAAAACAACUGAAAUAUCACAUUCAGACCCUUUACUCAGUACUUUGUUACAUCCUCGAGUCUCCUUGGGUAUGACGCUACAAGCUCGGCACCUGUAUUUGGGGAGUUUCUCCCAUUCUUCUCUGCAGAUCCUCUCAAGCUCUGUCAGGUUGGAUGGGGAGCGUCACAGCACAGUCAUUUUCAGGUCUCUCCAGAGAUGUUAGAUCGGGUUCAAGUCCGGGCUCUGGCUGGGCCACUCAAGGACAUUCAGAGACUUGUCCCGAAGCCACUCCUGCGUUGUCUUGACUGUGUGCUUAGGGUAGUUGUCCUGUUGGAAGGUGAACCUUCGCCCCAGUGGCUAUUUGAAGAAUCUCAAAUAUAAAAUAUAUUUUGAUUUGUUUAACACUUUAUUUUGGUUACUACAUGAUUCCGUAUGUAUUAUUUCAUAGUUUUGAUGUCUUCACUAUUAUUCUACAAUGUAGGAAAUAGUAAAAAUAAAGAAAAACCAUUGAAUCAGUAGGUGUUCUAAAAAUUUUGACCUUUCAUCUCGUGUCUGAGCCGUUGAAUUGUGACUCCACUUUGUCCCUGAACUGUGGUUUUGCCUCUUGCCUUACAGAGGUCAUACCUGGUCUGUUUGUACACGUCCAUGUUCCCAAUCACCUUGCCAUGGGUAAAUGCAGUGGUUCGCGCUUUCAGUUUUGCGCGAAUGCUUGCAUCUAUCCACGGUUUUUGGUUUGGAUAAGUUCUAAUCAUCACAGUGGAAACAACAUCCUCUAUGCGCUUCUUGAUGAACCCAGUCAAAGUGAGUGUAUACGUUGAUACUAUUCACAGAGACGAACAGGAACAUUUCCCAGUCCACGUGAUCAAAACAAUCUUGACGCAUACAUCUGACUGGUCAGACCAACGUUGAACAGUCCUUACCACGGGAGCUUCCUGUUUUUAAGUUUCUGCCUAUAGGUGUGGAGGAGCAGAAUGAUCUGAUUUGCCGAAGGGAGGGCCUUGUAGCCAUCCCGGAAGGGAGAGUAGCAAUGAUCCAUGGUCCGUGUUGCGCAUGUAGCACAGGAGAUGUGUUGAUUAGAGUUUUGGUAGUGUUUUCCUCCGAUUUCCUUUAUUAAAGUCCCCAGCUACAAUAAAUGUGGCAGAUACUUUUGCAAGGCACUGUCUGUUGAAGGUGAAUACCAUCAGUCUUCCAUAUUAACUGUUAUUCUUUUUUAGUGUGGGGGCAUCCUGUUCUUGGAGACUGGCUACAUCGUAAGUUUCUUUAUACUUCUAUUGAUACAGUACAUAAGAUGACCAUAGAAUGCAGCUGCAUCCUAUAAUUGUAGUUUAUGAAUGUUGUGGGACACUUAAAUGUUGCUUUUAUGUUUUCUUUUAGUGUGACACAGAGAGCGAGUCAGCAGAUAAGGUGGGUAAUGUUUGCUUCAAACCACAUAAAAUUAUGAUUGUUGGAGGAGCAGUAUUUUUUUCCUGCUUAUUAUUGUUUAGAUUUAUUUGUGUUUUCCUCUCAUCUCAUCCCCCUAGGCCUCCGACAGUGACAUGGGGCCAAUAUUCACUGUCAGCACCAGGAAAGGUAAAAUGCUGUUCUCUCCUUCCCAUAUCUGUAUGCCUUUGCUUUAUAAAUAUGCUCUCGUCAUUUUGAGUUUUUAUUUUAUUUUUUAAUCCCAGUAUGCACUCAUUUGAAAAUAUGCGGUGUCCUUUCUUGGGAAAAAAAAUUCCACGUAAAAAAAAAAUGCAGUUCUUUCUCGCCCUGUAGUUUUGGAACCGAUUCCUGUGAGCAUGGCCUCUAUGGGCAAAGGCUGCCCUACACUACUGCUACCAGGCCGCUGUGGCCUCUCCCGGCUGGCGGUCACCCCGCGUGUCUCUGGCCUGGAGCGCAGCCAGGAGAGGAGCCUGGAGCCGCCUUACCCCGAGCCCCUGUCUACCUCCUCCUCCUGCCUGCCGUCCCUCUCCCCGGCCAUGGUCGCACGGCCCGGAAAUGGCCUUCACCACCGCGCCCACCACAACCCCAGCCCGCCGCGCUUCAAACACAAGUCCUUCCUCACCUUCCCCGGGCGACACCCAUCCAUUUACAGCAUGGGCAUCAACAACAGGUCAGUCACUGCCAGAUCUGCCUAAUAGUCAGCACUACUACUACAGUAAAAAGUACUACUUCUUCCACUAUUAUAAAAUAACUUUUACCACUUUUUGACUUGCCUGGUUAAAUAAAGGGAAAAAUAAAACAAUCAAGACCGCUGAAGCAAGCACACAUGUCCUUCAGGAAAUGUACCUUUUCUAGUCAACUUUUCUCUCUCCUUAGGAACGGUACCUCAGUCAAGCCCCAAUCCUCGUCUGCUGCUUCUUCCUCGUUGUCUAUGCGACCCCCAACUCCCUCUUCCAGUAUGUCGAUGUCCCUAAUUAGAGGUCCAGGGUCGUCAGUAUCUCUGCACCCCCCUUCACGUGUUGGCUCUGGUGCCAUGUUCACCCCCUCCCCUGGGCUUCCCCCUCCACCUCCUCUCCUCACUUCCCACUCAGGAGCAGGUACUGUACAGUUGGCACCAAUGUGUAAUGCUAUUCACCUUUUUUCACAGCCUCUGUCAGAUCAUCAAGCAUAAUUGUAAAUCUGUGCGUUUUUAUUUACCAAUCAGGUCUACUGCUAGCUUCAUUUGGGUACUUGGACAUCCUACUGUCACAGUGUUAUAAAAUGACUUAUUUGUGCUCCAUAUCCACCUAUUUAAAAUAGAUUCUCCAUUCCUCUGUCUGUUCCACUACUGCAGACCAGGACCUGCUGCGCCAUGGCCUGAACUCUCACUUCCUGGCCUCGCAGGAUCGCGAGGGCCGCCGCAGUGUCCCUGGGGCUGAGCUCAACGGUGGCGGGCCAGGCCGCUCUACUCCCGGAGGUCCAUCGGGGGCCAGCCCCAGCUCGGGCUCCUCAGGCCGCUCCUCUCAGGCCCAGCCCGGAAUCCAGCCCCUGGCCUUCCAGUUCCACCAGCACAACCACCAGCACCAGCAUACACAUACGCACCAACAUUUCACCCCCUUCCUGCACCCCACCGCCUCCGCACCACCGCCUCAGCACCUGGUAAGAGAUUACGUUCUACCCUGUCACGUUGGGUUUCAUAGAGCAGCUUCUGCCUUGAAAUGCCAGUGUUGUCAAUUUGUCAUUAACCGCUUUUUGUGUUUGUCUUUUAGUUUGAGAAAUAUGGGAAGAUGGAGGGGCUCUACAGAAACACUGUGAGUUUACAUUUACAUGCUCCAGAAUUAGUUUGGUUAUACGUUGCUGUGGUGGAUGUUGAGAUGAAUGUGGUAGGACUUAGGCAGAAUGGGGUCUGGGGAGUGUAGUUUUAACCAGCCUCUGUGUGUGUGUUGCUGAUGUAGUUCUUCCCACAGUACCCUCCUCCCCCAGUGCCAGGCAUCCAGCCCGUCCUUCCUCCCACUGGGCCCUUCAGCUCUCUGCAAGGAGCCUUCCAGCCUAAGGUGAGUGGAGCUUUAGCUACAUAAGUCAAUGGAUGAUGAUAUGUCAUGCGGUGUCUAGAUGACAAACUGUUUGCUGUGUUUUGAUACAGCCUCUUGUCCCCCAGGGAACAAGUCCUGAGAUGACAGCUCGACUGGGGGUUGUGCCUCACCACCUGCAGCCCAAAGACCCCAUGGUAAGAUGCUCAGUAUAAAACGGAUGACAUUUUAGAAUAUACGAUGACAAAGGUUACAACUGAAGCUUGUAGCCUAGGAUUGAGCUGGUAUUGAUGGACAAUACACAUUAUGCGCAAAGACUUGGACCUAGUAGUCAGUGCAGGAAAGCGUGAAUCACAAACAGUAAACAGUUGGAUAAAGAGUGGGAAAUCUUAACACACAUGGUUUACUAUUCUUCUUAUUAUUUUUUUUUAGCUAACUGAUCCAUUUGGGACAUCGCUGAAAGUCAGUAAUGUAAGCAAAGCCAGAUGCUUUAUCAACAUACUUCGUUUUUAAAAAAGUAUUAUGAUACUGUACCGUUUUGUUUUCUUACUCACUCUUGGUCAUGACUGCUAUAUUGAAAACUAUUUGACAAAACGCCCUUGCACACCAUGUCCGAUUUCUUCCAACUUUUGGCACACCUACUGUGAAACUCCCUGCAACUUUCCGUCAUUACUCAUUUCAGAAGGAUUUUGAUCAUCUGUUUUAUUUGUCCAGGAAAAAUAAACUGACCCAUAAUAUAUUGGUAUUACUGAUGCUUUCCUUACUAAAUUGUACCUCAACUGUACCUUUUCACCCCCAUUCUCAUGUUGAUGCUGUGCCAGACGAACAUUUCAUAUGGCAGACAUUAACACCAUUUCAUCUGACUCGGUGUGCAAAGGCCUUAAGUCUUAAUGCAAGCUAAACAGGAUCACCGAGUCAAUCGUGUGUUUUUGUCUACACAGAAACCAGGGAAGUGGUGUGCUAUGCAUGUACGUGUGGCGUGGAUGAUUCUGAGACAUCAGAAGAAAGUGAAGGUAGGACUUGUGAAAUGUUUGUCACAAUUUAUUACACUUCAAUCUGAUCCUAUCAAUUGUGAUUUUUAUAAAAUAAGUAGAAAGUAUUUCAGAUUAAUUUGACCACCUGAAGCAUCUCAAACAUUAUAAGAUGUGAUCAAAUCAUCAAAAAAAUGAUAGAUAUUGGUCAAGUUGUCCAUGUUUAUUGAAAAAGCUAUGGCCAUUGCAUUGACUGACCACCACUGUCCUCUCUCUCAGCUGAUGCAGGCUGAUCCGCACAAGCUGGACUUCCGUAGCGAGAUGCUGGCUCGUCUUCCGGGGGCCGGGGGCCUGGUCACACUGGGGCCCCUUGGAGGUGGCCUCCCCUCUGCCCACGACCUGAACCGACCUGCCAGCCUCUUUACAGCCACUGGUGGGUGCUUGUUUUGUCUAGCAAGAUAUGUUUUAAGAAAAGGUGCUGCAAUUGUAUUCACCAUAAGGAUAAAAAAAAGUAUUUAACUAGGUAAGCCAGUUGACAUUUUAGUCAUUUAGCAGACGCUCUUAUCCAGAGUGCAUACAUUUUUCAUACUGGCUCCCUGUGGGAAUCGAACCCACAACCCUGGCGUUGCAAGCGCCAUGCUCUAGCAACCGAGCUACAGAGAACAAGUUCUCAUUUACAACUGCGACCUGGCCAAGAUAAAGCAAAGCAGUGAGAUAAAAACAACAACAACACAGAGUUACAUAUGGAAUAAACAAAACAUACAGUCAAUAGAACAUCUAUAUACAGUGUGUGCAAAUGUAGUAAGUUAUGGAGGUAAGGCAAUAAAUAGGACAUAAUACUAAAUUGUAAUUAUUUUGCACUAACACUGGAAUGAUAGAUGUGCAGAAGAUGAUGUGCAAAUAGAGAUACUGGGGUGCAAAUGAGCAAAAUAAAUAACAAUGUGGGGAUGAGGUAGUUGGGUGGGCUAAUGACAGAUGGGCUGUGUACAGGUGCAGUGAUCGGUAAGCUGCUCUGACAACUGAUGCUUAAAGUUAGUGAGGGAGAUAAGUCUCCAGCUUCAGAGACUUUUGCAGUUCGUUCCAGUCAUUGGCAGCAGAGAACUGGAAGGAAUGGCAGCCAAAGGAGGUGUUGGCUUUGGGGAUGACCAGUGAGAUAUACCUGCUGGAGCGCAUACUACGGGUGGGUGUUGCUAUGGUGACCAAUGAGCUAAGAUAAGGCAGGGAUUUGCCUAGAAGUGAUUUAUAGAUGACCUGGAGCCAGUGGGUUUGGCGACGAAUAUGUAGUGAGGGCCAGCCAACGAGAGCGUACAGGUCACAAUGGUGGGUAGUAUAUGGGGCUUUGGUGACAAAACGGAUGGCACUGUGAUAGACUACAUCCAAUUUGAUGAGUAGAGUGCCUGAGGCUUUUUAAAAACCUCAGGCAAAGAGGAAAGAUUCCUUGAUAUUGCAAAUAGUUAGUAAAUUAUUUUUUAAAUGGUCUCCUUUUUCCUCACUUCGACUGCACACUUACAGUGAGGGGAAAAAGUAUUUGAUCCCCUGCUGAUUUUGUACGUUUGCCCACUGACAAAGACAGAUGUUCAUUGGCAAACUUCAGACGGGCCUGUAUGUGCUUUCUUGAGCAUGGGGACCUUGCGGGCGCAGCAGGAUUUCAGUCCUUCACGGCGUAGUGUGUUACCAAUUGUUUUCUUGGUGACUAUGGUCCCAGCUGCCUUGAGAUCAUUGACAAUAUCCUCCCUUGUAGUUCUGGGCUGAUUCCUCACCGUUCUCAUGAUCAUUGCAACUCCAUGAGGUGAGAUCUUGCAUGGAGGCCGAGGGAGAUUGACAGUUAUUUUGUGUUUCUUCCAUUUGCGAAUAAUCGCACCAACUGUUGUCACCUUCUCACCAAGCUGCUUGGCGAUGGUCUUGUAGCCCAUUCCAGCCUUGUGUAGCUCUACAAUCUUGUCCCUGACAUCCUUGGAGAGCUCUUUGGUCUUGGCCAUGGUGGAGUGUUUGGAAUCUGAUUGAUUGCUUCUGUGGACAAGUGUCUUUUAUACAGGUAACAAGCUGAGAUUAGGAGCACUCCCUUUAAGAGUGUGCUCCUAAUCUCAGCUCGUUACCUGUAUAAAAGACACCUGGGAGCCAGAAAUCUUUCUGAUUGAGAGGGGGUCAAAUACUUAUUUCCCUCAUUAAAAUGCAAAUCAAUUUAUAACAUUUUUGACAUGCGUUUUUCUGGAUUUUUGUUGUUGUUAUUCUGUCUCUCACUGUUCAAAUAAACCUACCAUUAAAAUGAUAGACUGAUCAUGUCUUUGUCAGUGGGCAAACGUACAAAAUCAGCAGGGGAUCAAAUACUUUCUUCCCUCACUGUAGGUAAGAGACUGCUUCAAAGGGCGUAUCUGUACCACUUGCACCUUCAGUAAACAAGAAAUUGAUUUGCCUACUCACAGGUCACUAAAACACCUUAUUAGCCUAGAUAUUCAAUUAAAGCAUACUAACUUUUCAGCAUGUGACUAAUAGGCCCCAGUGAGUCUGAACACUAGUAAUGAAUAUUGCCAGAGGUCUAAUGCUGUAAGGCUUGUGUCUGCGCAUCAGUCCUGAUGUUUACAUGCGUUGUUGCAGAUCCGUACGGCCGGUCACCUCCGUUCACCCCUCUCGGAGCCCUGGGCUCUGGUGCCUUCGGGGGACUGGGCAGCCCUACGCUGGGUGAGUCACCAUUUCUCUUCCUCAAAAAAGAAGCAUAGUUUGUCAUUACUCCUUGCAUAAUAAGAUGUACAGUCUCUACUAAAAUGACUAACUUUAUUCUGUCUUUCUGUCUCCAGCUAACAGCUCAGUGUUUGGUCACAAGGAGCCUCCUGCGGUCGGGGGCUUACCCAACCCUCAUGACCCCUGGAACCGACUGCACGGUGGGCCUCCCCCCUUGGCUGGCCCUAGCUGGGCCAAGGGGGCUGAGAAGAGAGACGAGCGGGACACGGGAAAGGACAUGGAGAGGAGAGACAUUAUUCACAUCAAAGACGAGAAAGACAGGUGAGACACAACAGCCUCGACACUAGUUUAUCAACUUAGUUCCUAAAUAUGCUGUUUGAACUGACUUAUCUUUCUAUAGUAGUUUUCUGUCUGAUUCAGUUCAUGUUACUCUUAACAAAUUCAAAACUGUAAUUGAUUUGAGUGCUGAAUUUGCAUACCACUCCCCUACCAUCUUCAUGAUCUUUUUCAGAGACAAUAUGCUAUAUGGUCGUCAACCUGUGCAGAUGUCUCCGGUGGCCCCAGCCCUCAAGCUCCAGCAGCACUGCAGCAGCACCCCCGUCUCCCACAUCAAUGGGCACGGGGGCCCUCUGGGAGGCCCCGGCGGUCUCACUGAGGAUCUGACACGCAGAGACGGAGACAAGAGACUGCUCCUCUCGGUCUCCUCCAGGCCGCCUCCUCUAGGCUCUUCAUUCUCAGCAGCUGCAGCAGACAGAGACAGACCUCGCUCCUCCUCUUCCUCUGUGCUGACGACUCCCCCGCCCUCGGGACCCGGCGCCCCCUCCCCCUUGGAUCUGUACCCCCGUCAGCAGCCCUCAGUGCUGCACGGCCUCCACAGCGAACCCACCCACUCCUCACAAAGAGAGGGAGGCCCACCUGCCUCAUCCUGUUCCUCAGCCACGGUCACCUCACUGCCCCAGGGCAAGAAGCCUGACCGAACCACCACCCCGGUGCCCAAGCCUCCCCCCCUCUUUCCCCCAGUCAAGGUCAAGGAGGAGCGGAAGGAGGAACCGGAGAUCGUGCCAAUCUCCUUGCCGCCGCCUCUGCCCCCCAGCCACAACUACGACCGCCCCAACAGCCGCCCUCACCACCACCGCUCCGCCACCCCCUCUUCUUCUCUCUCUCUGACUCCCACGCCCGCGGUGCCCCUACCUCCUCCCACCCCGCACAACCAUCACCUCUCCCUCCUGGAGCGCUCCCGAGCACAGGCUGCCAUUGAGGCCUACCUGGGGAGCACACAAGGUGCUGGGGGGAUAGUAGUGGGUCCAGGGGGAGAGAGGUUCUCCACCCACCCCCACGGCCCACCCCAGGGGCACGGCCAGCACCCCCACAGCUUCCCAUGGGACCCAUGGAGGGAGCUGGCCGCCCAACAGCAGCAGCAGCAGCAACGCCGAGAGACCAUGGCCCUGCGUUCGGACCCCCACCUGGCGCUGCGCUCAGACCCCCACCUGGCCCGGCUGCUCCAGGCCCAGCACGCCCAGCGCUUCCUGGAGGCCGAGAGGGCGGCGGCCUUGGCGGCAGCGGUGGCUGCCAACAACCCUCACCACCACCCUCCUACCUCUACCUCCUCGGUCCGCCAGGAGUUUGGCCUAAUGGCCCACCACUUUGACCGCCCUCCCCAGCUGGGGCCCCCAGGUGGCGGCCUCAUGGAUGAGCAGCAGCGCGCCCAGAUCCUAAGAGAAGACUUUGAAAGGGCACGCUACUUCGGGAUGCAUGCUCACCCGCACCUCUCGGGCUCCCACCUCCCACCGGGUUCUCACGCAGCCCACCUGGAGCAGCUGCAUGCCGGGAUGCUCUCCCACUCACAUCUCCAUCAGCCUGGAGCCUCCAACCCCUCUCCCCACCACCCCGGCCUCUACUCCCGCCUGGGGCCUCUCCACGCUCACCACGUGCCAAAUGGCAUCCUGGCCAAGACCCCUGCUGGCCUGGUCGGGGCACUGUCCGUAGGCGCCCCCCCUCCACUCAUUCCAUCUGUGACCAGCAGGUCUUCGACCCCGACCCGUAGACUGGGUGGGCCCGGGGACUUGGCACUGUACAGCUCUCACAAAGAAGGCGAGUCCAGAUAG
This is a messenger RNA of Coregonus sp. 'balchen', 14323 nucleotides long. The record is from the annotation of a GenBank genome assembly. NCBI's taxonomy places the organism in Eukaryota, Metazoa, Chordata, Actinopteri, Salmoniformes, Salmonidae.